Messenger RNA from Penicillium maclennaniae, 2514 nucleotides. RefSeq names its product putative molybdenum cofactor sulfurase protein (HxB) (gene hxB). The transcript has 2 exons. Gene Ontology annotation, biological process: Mo-molybdopterin cofactor biosynthetic process. The record is from RefSeq and is a predicted model, not a curated record. Lineage: Eukaryota; Fungi; Ascomycota; Eurotiomycetes; Eurotiales; Aspergillaceae. Gene Ontology annotation, molecular function: molybdenum cofactor sulfurtransferase activity; molybdenum ion binding; pyridoxal phosphate binding. The coding region runs from base 1 to 2514 and encodes 837 amino acids.
AUGGCGGAGAUCAGCAAUGCCGAGAAUCACUUGGCUGGGUACAGCCAUGGGUACUCUGCAGAUGUGGAUACGAUACGUGAAAAGGAAUACCCGUUGAUGAAUGACACCACAUAUCUCGACCACGCGGGGACAACCCCAUAUGCCAAAUCAAUGAUCGAAGAUUUCUCCCGGCACAUGAUAUCAAAUCUGUAUGGAAAUCCACACUCGAUGUCGCUGUCCUCUCAGCUCUCCACUCAGCGUACAGACGACAUUAGGCUCCGCGUCUUGCGCUUCUUCAAUGCCGACCCAGAGCAUUUUGAUUUGGUUUUUGUGGCAAAUGCGACUGCAGCUAUCAAACUCGUCGCGGAUUCUCUCCGUGACUCCGACCAUCGUGGUUUCUGGUAUGGCUAUCAUAUCGACUCUCACACUAGUAUCGUCGGGGUGCGAGAGUUGGCCGAUUUGGGGCAUCAAUGCUUCCAAAACGAUGCCGAAGUGAAUGCCUGGAUCACUGAGCUGGCCAUGAACCCAACCAAGGCACCACGGCUCUUUGCUUUCCCUGCGCAGUCAAACAUGAAUGGCCGUCGCCUUCCACUCAAAUGGUGUGAGCAGAUCCACUCGGUUGCGACUGAUAAUGGUAGCAAUGUUUUUACUCUGCUUGACGCAGCCUCGCUUGUCUCAACAGCUCCUUUGAACCUGAGUUCUGCUGAAGCAGCGCCGGACUUCACUGCUCUAAGCUUUUAUAAGAUAUUUGGAUUCCCCGAUUUGGGCGCCUUGAUUGUCAAGAAAAGCGCAGCUCGUGCCUUCGAAAGGCGCCGUUUCUUCGGUGGUGGCACCGUUGACAUGGUCCUUGCUCACGGAGCGCAGUGGCACGCAAAAAAGGAAACCUCAAUUCAUGAACGCCUCGAGGAUGGCACCCUUCCAUUCCACAGCAUCAUCGCUCUUGAUGCAGCCAUCGAUACUCAUACUCGUCUUUACGGCUCCAUGGCAAAUAUUUCCGUACAUACCGCCUAUCUGGCCAAAUGUCUGUUUGACCGAAUCUCCGUACUGCGUCAUUGGAACGAGAGGAAAGUGUGUCAAAUCUACCAGUCAAAUUCUGCGUACGGAUGCGCUCAGACACAGGGUCCAAUCGUUGCUUUCAAUUUACAGAACAGCCUAGGAGACUGGAUACCGAAGACGGAAGUUGAGAAGCUAGCUACGGUCCAGAAUAUUCAACUACGAACGGGAUCUGUCUGUAACCCUGGCGGAACGGCAUCAUCUCUUGGAUGGACCGGCCCUGAGCUACGUCGCCACUACUCCACAGGAUUACGUUGCGGUGAUGACCAUGACAUUCUCGGUGGUCGGCCGACUGGUAUUCUGCGAGUCAGCCUUGGGGCCAUGACCAACAUGAAAGAUAUCGAAUCCGUGGUCGACUUUAUCGAAGAGUUUUAUGUUGAAAAAGUCCCUCCGGUCGUCGCAUUGAAUCCUUCGCUACAAGAGAACGAAGUUGUUGGCCGACACUUUUACAUUGAAAGCCUCUCGGUUUUCCCGAUCAAGAGUUGCGGCGCUUUCAAGAUCCCAGAAGGGAAACGAUGGGAGAUCAAACGCGAAGGAUUGGCAUGGGACCGCGAAUGGUGUCUCAUUCACCAAGGCACAGGUGCUGCUUUAAAUCAAAAGCGCUAUCCUCGCAUGGCUCUCAUCCGACCAUCUGUCGACCUUGAUCGUGGCGUCCUGCGGAUCACCUGUGGUAUCCUGACUGACCAAGUGAGCCUUGAGAUUUCCCUUGGCUGGGAAGAGACAAGCCUCAUUUCGACGUCGUUGUGCUCGAACUCUACAAAGAAAUCCACCGUAUGCGGUGACCAAGUAUCUCUGCACGCAUAUGCGUCACCUGUCGUGUCUGCAUUCUUUUCUGAUUUCCUCGGUGUUCCUUGCACGCUUGCACGCUUUCCAGCACAAACUGCCAACCGAUUUUCUCGGCCGCCUCGCCUGUCAGGUAACUGGAAGAGCAAAUUCCGCAAGUUAAUCAUGCCCGGCUCCUUUCCACCAGACCUACCGCCCCCGGUCCGGGAGAUUGGUCCAAAUCCCCUGCUUCUCGCCAACGAGAUGCCUAUCUUGGUGGUUUCGCGCUCAUCGGUGAAUCGACUAAAUGAGACCAUCAAGGCCAACAGCAAGCACGGUACAAGUGGCAGCAAGGCUGUUGCCGCAGACGUCUUCCGAGGCAACAUUGUUGUCGCUGAACGACUGACGCAACUUGGCGAUGCAGAACAACCGUAUGCUGAAGAUAAAUGGUCGGAUCUCCGCAUCGGGCCAGAUCAGCUUCGCAUAGAUAUCCUAGACGCAUGCCAACGUUGUCAGAUGGUUUGCAUCGACCAAUUCACCGGUGUUCGACGUAAUGAGCCGUUCUCGACUCUCGCGAAGACGAGGAACAUCGACGGCAAGGUAUCUUUUGGUAGUUACGCGGCACUUUCCCGGGAGGAGAUGGAGAGCUUUGACAUGCAACCGGACCGCCGGACGGUCAUGGUUGGAGACGUGGUGACACCCACGUAUCGCAACGACUAA